AUGGCUUCCAAAUCAUUCCUUCCAGACAUUCGUACCAUCAUCCAUCAGAUUGAGUGCACAUUCAUCAUCUUGGAUAAGCAGCGAUGGGCAGAUCCCAGUAUAGAAGAGGAGCAGUGCAUGGUGGGAGAUGUCAACAUGUUCCUGACGGAUCCAACAGACCUCUCCUUGGCUGAGCUGGAGAUCAUGAUAGCAGAGCCCAGUUACAGAGGCAAGGGCAUUGGGAAAGAGGUGGCACACAUGAUGAUGUGCUACGGAGUCACCAAACUCGGGAUCAAGAAGUUUCAAGUAAAAAUCGGACUGGACAACCAGGUCAGCAUCAGCAUGUUCAAGAAACUCCACUUCCAGCAGGUGUCGGUGUGUAAGGUGUUCAAAGAGGUGACUCUUGUGUUGACGGUGGAUGAGUCUGUUCGGACAAGGCUGCUGGAGAACGUGGCCUUCAUGAAGGAGAGGGACUACAGACAGACCUGCAGCAACAGGCAGGAGCUGGUUUCAUAGCGUUGUGCUGCGCUCUCACAUCCUAAAGACUCUUGGCUGAAGCUCAUCAUUCUGCACAGCUGAACAAACCCAGCAGGAAACUGGAUUGUGGUUCAGACUUUCACAUGCACCACAGUUGCCUAUUUUUAUUCAUAGCCUAAUACCAGGAUACCUGUUCAUUUCAUCUCAAUAGAGGUGAGAACCUCAAUAUAGUUUUGAGGUGAUGGCUUUUUACUUCACUUCCUUUGACUGACAGCUGGAGUUCCUGUUUGCACUAUAUGGCCACAAGUAUUAGCAUAAAAGUAAGAACUUGUGGUUCUGUGCAGAUAGAUGCAUUUUGUUACCUUUGAACAGAGUUGUUAUACAGUAUGUAAAUUUUAUCUGUAUAAAAACAAUUUACUCUUUAGUUGAGAAAUUGAAAACCACUGUCUGGUGAAUAAGUAGUAAAAACUGAGGCCUAAACAGUAAAACACAUUAUAGCAAAUAUGUUUGUCUCGUAUUCCAUCUAAUUGCUACAUUAGUCUGCUGCAUCUUUCAUAAUUUUCUUGUUCACAUCUGGGAGCCUGAUGGUUAAGAUUACAUAAAUGCCAGCUGCAUGUUGUUGUCCCUGUAUCCACCCAGUGUGCCAUUUGGAAUUUGGAAUGUAAGCAACAUUUUGAAUGUAG
Molecule: messenger RNA, 1139 nt
Organism: Monopterus albus (swamp eel)
Lineage: Eukaryota; Metazoa; Chordata; Actinopteri; Synbranchiformes; Synbranchidae
Product: N-acetyltransferase 9-like
Exons: 5
Coding region: 1-495 (164 amino acids)
Molecular function (GO): N-acetyltransferase activity
Source: RefSeq, a predicted model, not a curated record